GGCGCCUUCCGGGGCCCGAAGGAGGGCGGGAAGGCCUGGCCGCCGUGCACAACCCGCGGAGGCGCACAGCUUUGCAGACUUAGGCCUGGUUCUUUCUUCUGGAGGUGCAUGCCUGGGACCCAGCAAUGGCCAUCAGGACCCUGACGGGCAAAGGCCAGGAAUCGGUGACCUUCAAAGACGUGGCUGUGGACUUCACCCUGGAGGAGUGGGGCCAGCUGGGGCCUGGCCAGAGGGAGCUGUAUCGGGAUGUGAUGCUGGAGAACUACCAGAACCUUCUCUCGCUGGGGGCAGGGCUUCCUGGGUCCAAACCCGAUGUGAUCUCCCGUCUGGAGCGAGGGGAAGAGCCCAGGAUGGAGAGGAGAGAAGCCUGGCGAGUUACCUGUUCAGACUUGGAGACAAACUCUGAAACUACUCAGGAGACACUUCCAAAAAAGAGUAUUUCCAAAGACGUGGCUUCCCCAAUGGGAAAGAUGGAGGGCAUUUUAAGGGCAGUGCUUGGAGACACCAAGUUGGGGGACUCCUGGACAUGCGGCCGUCAACUGGAAGACCAGGGAAAGCAGGAGAGGCAUUUGAGAUGGUUGUUUACUACUCCCGAGGAAAACACCCAUGGCGAGUUGAGACACUUCAGGCAGACCUCAGCUUUCCUUGGGAAGCAAAGAGUGCCUGGGGGAGAGGAUCCUCAGAAGUGGACCAGGUCAAGAAAGAGCCUGAAACACCAAAGGAAACCAUUUAACUGCACGGAAUGUGGGAAAGCCUUCAUCUACCAUUCGGAUUAUGUCCUACACCAGAGAAUUCACACUGGAGAGAAGCCCUACAAGUGUAACGAGUGCGGGAAAGCAUUCAGCAACAGCUCAUAUUUCAUCCAGCACCACAUCAUCCACACAGGAGAGAAGCCCUACGCCUGCAACGAAUGUGGCAAGACCUUUACCCAGAGCUCAUCGCUCACUGAGCAUCAGAGGAUCCACACUGGAGAGAAACCCUACAAAUGCAAGGAAUGUGGGAAAGCCUUCACCCAGAGCUCCUCCCUCAUCAAACACCAGCGAUGCCAUACUGGGGAGAAACCCUAUAAAUGCAACCAGUGUGGGAAGUUCUACUCCCAGGUGUCCCACCUCACCCGCCACCAGAAAAUACACACAGGGCAGAAGCCCUACAAAUGCAGUGAGUGUGGCAAGGCUUUCUGUCACACCUCCUCCCUGACUCAGCACCAGACAAUCCACACUGGUGAGAAACCCUACAAGUGUAACGAGUGUGGGAAAACCUUCAGCCACAGCUCGUCACUGACCCAGCACCAGCGAGUCCACACUGGAGAGAAACCUUACGAGUGCCCCGAGUGUGGCAAAGCCUUCAGCCACAGUUCAUCCCUGACUCAGCAUCAGAGAAUUCAUACUGGUGAGAAGCCCUAUGAGUGUCAUGAGUGCGGGAAGGCUUACACGCAGAUCUCCCACCUCAUGAGGCACCAGAGCGUUCACGUGGGGGAGAAACCCUAUAUAUGUAAUGAGUGUGGAAAGGCUUUCAGUCACACCUCCUCCUUUACUCAACACCAGACGAUCCACACUGGUGAGAAACCCUACAAGUGUAACGAAUGCGGGAAAACCUUCAGCCAGAACUCCUCACUUAUGCGCCACCAGAGAAUUCACACCGGGGAGAAGCCCUAUGAGUGUACAAUUUGCGGGAGAGCCUACACCCAGAUUUCCCACCUCAUCCAACACCAGAGGACUCACACCGGAGAGAAACCUUAUGAGUGCAGUGAGUGUGGGAAAGCCUUCAGCCGGAGCGCCCAUCUCAUCGAGCAUCAGAAGAUCCACACGGGCGAGAAACCCUAUAAGUGUAAGGAGUGUGGGAAAACAUUCAGUCACAACUCAUCCCUAACUCAACAUCAGAGGAUUCACACCGGCGAGAAACCCUACACCUGUAAGGAAUGCGGGAAAGCCUUCAAUCAAAGUAUCCACCUCAUUCAGCAUCAGAGGAUUCAUACCGGGGAGAGGCCCUACAAAUGUAAGAACUGUGGGAAAACCUAUGCCCAGAUUUCACACCUCGUUCAACACCAGAAAGUUCAUAUGGGUGGUAAGCGCUAUGCAUGUAAAGAAUGCGGAGAGGAUUUCAGCUGGGGUUCACACCUGGCCAAACAUCAGAGACUUCACACUGUGCAUGAUGGCUAUGUCUGCGGUAAUUUUGAGAAAGCCUUUGCUUGGAACAUGCAGCUUAGUGAUCAUCAGAGAACUCAUGCUGACUAGAGAGCCUGAGAAUGAAACAAACUGGUGAUUCUUCUGCUGGGUUCUGUUCAGCCUUCAUCAGCAGUAGAAGCUUCUUCCCAGAGAGGAGCCAUAACACUAUAUAUUGAGAUAGUUGGUUCCUUUUUUGCCUCCUAGAAGGAGGAUGGCACUGUUUAUCACCAGCAGAGACAGCUUCUGAUCAUUUAAAGGGCUCCCCCCUAAAAUCUAAGCUUCCCCCCCAUUUCUUAACCCUACAACGUCCCUGGAUGGUGGUAGGUAUGGGGUGGUUUACAUAGGAUGCAACUUCAUCUGGGAUCUUUAAUAAGGUCUCUCUGAGCUUUUAAAAUUUAUUCAUUAUGUGUUAAAUUGGAGCCUGGAAAUUCAAGAAGAAACAAACACAGCUGGAAAGAUUCAUUUGUUAGAGUAAAAGUCAC
Lagenorhynchus albirostris (white-beaked dolphin) is the source of this 2647-nucleotide messenger RNA. RefSeq names its product zinc finger protein 883-like. The record is from RefSeq and is a predicted model, not a curated record. The transcript is spliced from 5 exons. NCBI's taxonomy places the organism in Eukaryota, Metazoa, Chordata, Mammalia, Artiodactyla, Delphinidae. Bases 126 to 2234 code for a protein of 702 amino acids. Gene Ontology annotation, biological process: regulation of DNA-templated transcription.